Molecule: messenger RNA, 234 nt
Organism: Westerdykella ornata
Lineage: Eukaryota; Fungi; Ascomycota; Dothideomycetes; Pleosporales; Sporormiaceae
Exons: 2
Coding region: 1-234 (77 amino acids)
Source: RefSeq, a predicted model, not a curated record
AUGACGAAACUUGAGGCUCUACUCCAGGGCAGAGCAGACGCAUAUGCAUCGCUCCAGGUAGUUCAAGAUGCGCGCCGAUUCAUCAUGUACCACAAGUGGGCAAUAGAGAAGAGUCCACUUCAGACGUAUGCAUCUGCACUCCUGUUUAGUCCAGCGAGCAGUUUGAUAAGAGGUCUUUUCAAGGAGGAAGAGCUAAAGUGGAUCACGAUAAAGCCGGCUAUAGGAGAUAAAUAG